GGAAGAGGUCAAAAAUGUUUACAUGAGAAAAAAUAAUUUAAAAGCUCUUGAAAACAAAAAUAAAAUGCAAACAUAUGCUUGGUGGUAGUGAUUGUAAGAAUAAACUAUUGCAAGUUUGCCAUUCAAGAUUUAUGAAUCACCACUGUUUUUAAAUAAUUUUAGUGCUUUUAUAUCAAAAUGCUACGAUUUCUGUACAUAUAACAAGAAGAAUAUCUUUAAAUAAAAGAUAAUUUUGCAAAUAUGAACUUUAAUAAGCAGGUUGAGAGGAUGGUCGCUUUUAUGGAUCAAGAGGGUGAAGAAAGAGCGCAGGAAAUUGACGCAAAAACUGAAGAAGAAUUCAAUAUAUUCGUUGGGCAAAUGGUUCAAACUGAGCGUCUUCGGAUAAACAAUCAUUUUCAAAAAUUGGAAAAACUAGUUGAAAAACAGAAAGUUAUAGCCCAUUCGUCAUCAGUAAACAACGCACGUAUAAGGAUCCUUCGACUAAAAGAGGAAGUACUGGAAGAUGUUUUUAAUAAGACGAGAGAACAAGUAAUAAAGAACUUAUCCUACACAAAUGAGUACCGAGAAACAAUGAAAAAUUUGAUUCUUCAGGCUUGCAUCAAGAUGUUAGUACCCAAGCAGCAUAUCAGAGUGAGAAAAAAUGAUGUUCACAUAGCAUCGGAUGUUGUGACUGAAGUCGCCCAAGAAUACACAAGAUUAACACAACUUGAUGUAUCUCUCACAGUUGACAACAAGUUCUUCCUGCCGGACAGCGUGAUUGGCGGAGCGGAAAUCUACGACAGGAGGGGAAAGUGCAAAAUUGUCAAUACUUUGCAAUACCGGCUUUCUCUCAUCCGAAAACUUCUCAUGCCAGUCAUCAGGCAUUACUUAUUUGGAAUCAACCCGAGGAGAAAAUACUUUGAGUGAUAGUAUAAAUAAACAUGUAUAAAGAUUG
Cimex lectularius (bed bug) is the source of this 934-nucleotide messenger RNA. Its product is annotated as V-type proton ATPase subunit E 1-like. The record is from RefSeq and is a predicted model, not a curated record. Gene Ontology annotation, biological process: proton transmembrane transport. Gene Ontology annotation, cellular component: proton-transporting two-sector ATPase complex, catalytic domain. The transcript is spliced from 5 exons. Bases 241 to 906 code for a protein of 221 amino acids. NCBI's taxonomy places the organism in Eukaryota, Metazoa, Arthropoda, Insecta, Hemiptera, Cimicidae. Gene Ontology annotation, molecular function: proton-transporting ATPase activity, rotational mechanism.